This is a messenger RNA of Chlorella variabilis, 3639 nucleotides long. RefSeq lists its product as hypothetical. Lineage: Eukaryota; Viridiplantae; Chlorophyta; Trebouxiophyceae; Chlorellales; Chlorellaceae. Gene Ontology annotation, cellular component: membrane. The annotation marks the transcript as partial. The record is from RefSeq and is a predicted model, not a curated record. The transcript has 24 exons.
GGCUACUGCGCCACCCACGGCAUCUGCGGCCGCCGUGCCGACGGCGACCCGCUCAGCUGCCCCAGCAACACCCCCGCGCAGCCCCUCAACGCCACCGCGCUGCAGAAGCUGCAGGCGGUCUGUCCGCAGCUAGCUGCGGAGGUGGGGGGCACCGACUACUGCUGCACCGAGGAGCAGCUGGACCAGCUGCAGGCGCAGAUCCAGGUGGCGUCCAUCUUCCUGGUUGGCUGCCCCGCCUGCAACCACAACUUCAAGCACUUCUUCUGCCUCCUCACCUGCUCGCCAGACCAGGCCACCUUCGCAAACGUGACGGCGGUGCAGCCCGCGGCAGACACCGGCGCCACCGCCAUCGCAGAGGCAGACUACUUUGUGGCAGCCUCCUUUGGCGCCCGCUUCUUCGCCAGCUGCAAGGAUGUGGUGUACCCGGUGAUGAACCAGAGGGCCAUGAACUUUGUGGGCGGCGGCGCGCGCAACUUCCAGGAGUGGUUUGACUUCAUCGGCCUGGUCAAGGACAAGCGCUUCCCUCCCACGGGCGCCCCCUACCAAAUGGACUUCCCCCCCGGGGAGCAGGCGCCAGAAAACAUGACGGCUCUGGAUGGAUUCAUCCCGUCGUGCGGCGAGGGCGCGCUGGCCUGCUCCUGCGGCGACUGCCCCUCGGCGCCCGGCUGCGAGCCGCCGCCGCAGCCGCCGCCGCCCGAGCCGGCCGGCUGUCCCGCGCUGGGCACCUCCUGGCUGACCUGUCGCGACCUGUCACUGGCUGCUCUCUACCUGGGCCUGCUGGCCUGCCUGCCGCUGGUGGUGCGCCUGUCCAAGGACCAGCUGGCGCAGAGUCGCGAGUGGCGGCGCUCGCAGGCAGCCAUGGCGGCGGCCGCGCCAGGCGGCGCUGCCGCAGGCAACGGCAGCGAGCCGCUGCUGGGAGGAGCCGGCGGCAGCUCCGCUGAAAUAGAGGAGGACGGGGGCGGAGGCAGGGAGGAGGAGGAGCCGGAGGAGCUGAUUCAGUGGCCCGCUGCGGAGCAGCUGCUGCGCCGCUGGUUCUACCGCCUGGGCCGCUGCUGCGCGCGGCGCCCCGCCCUGGUGCUGGCCGCCAGCCUGCUGCUGGUGGGGGCCUGCGCCCUGGGCCUCACGCGCCUCAGGGUGAUGACCGACCCUCAAGAGCUGUGGGUGGGGCCCGGCUCGCAGGCGGCGCAGGAGAAGGCGGCAUACGAGGCUGCCUUUGGCCCCUUCUAUCGCAUCACCCAGCUCAUCCUCAGCACCACCCCAGCCGCCAACUCCUCCACAGCCACACCCUCGGGCCUGCCUGCCAUCGUGACGGAUGAGCACAUCCGCCUGCUGUUUGACAUGCAAGACGAGAUAGACGCCCUGUCAGCCAGCUACGACGCCCCCGGCAGCGCCGGUGACGGCGGCGGCGGCGGCAGCUGGAACGUCACCCUGGCUGACGUGUGCCUGGCGCCGCUGGGGUCCGCCUGCGCCACGCAGAGCGUGCUGCAGUACUGGGGCAUGAGCCGGGACGUGUUUGAGCACGGUGAGACCUUCCUCCAGGCUGCCCUCUGCAUGCAGUCGUGCCCCGCCAAGGUGCGGCACUGUUGCCGCAGCGCGCUGGGCGGCCCCACCGACCCGCACCUGGUACUGGGCGGCUUCCCCACAGAUGCCGCCACCUUCCGCAACUACACCGCGGAUGCCACCGCCUUUGUGGUCACCUUCCCCAUAGAUUCACACGCCGCAAACAGGGGCGCGGCGCUGGCCUGGGAGGCGGCCUUUGUGGAGCUGGCAUCCGGCCUGCUCAGCGAGAUGGCUGAGGGGGUGGGCCUGCGCCUGUCCUUCUCCACAGAGCGCUCGGUGCAGGAUGAGCUGGCACGGGAGAGCGGCUCAGACGCCCCCACCGUGCUCCUGUCCUAUCUCGUCAUGCUGCUGUACAUUGCCGUGGCGCUGGGGCGCUUCCCGCGGGGCGCCGACUGGCGCGACGUGCUGAGCCCGCCCUGCCUGCUGCCCUGCCUCCCCUGCAGGGCCGCGCUGGGGCUGGGCGGCGUGCUCAUCGUGGCCGCCUCUGUGGUCGGCUCUCUGGGCCUGUGCAGCUGGGCGGGCAUGAGCGCCACCCUGAUCAUCAUGGAGGUCAUACCCUUCCUGGUGCUGGCAGUGGGCGUGGACAACAUGUUCAUCCUGGCUGCCGCGCUGCAGCGGCAGCCAGAGACGCACCCGCUGCCGCACAGGCUGGGCCUGGCGCUGGCGGCCGUGGGGCCCAGCAUCACCCUGGCAGGCCAGUGGGCGGGGCGGGCCGGAGGGCUGGGCUUUGCAUCCUGCGAGGUGGUGGCCUUUGCCCUGGGAGGCCUCACCUCCAUGCCCGCCCUGCGCAACUUCUCCAUCUGCGCCUCGCUGGCGGUCCUGCUGGACUACCUGCUCCAGGUCACCGCCUUUGUGGCGCUGCUGGCACUGGAUGCCAGGCGGCUGGAGCAGGGGCGCUACGACUGCAUGCCAUGGGUCAGGUGGGGCAGGGGGGGGCAGGCGCUGUGGAGCUGGCGCUACGACACGCGCUACGUGGGCGUGUCGUCUGCGCUGCGCUCCUACAUGCGCCGUGUGCACGCGCCGCUGCUGGCCCGCCCCGCUGUCAAGGCGGCGGUGCUGGCGCUGUUUGGCGGCAUGUUCCUCCUGUCCUGCGCGCUGCUGCCGCGCCUGGAGAGGGGCCUGGACCAGAGCGUAGCGCUGCCGCGAGACUCUUACCUGCAACGCUACUAUGCAGACGUGGUGGGCCCUCCCGUCAUGUUUGUGGUGCAAGGGCUGAAUGUGAGCGAGGGCGCGCCGGAUGUGGGGCGCGUCUGCUCCGUGGCCGGCUGCGACCCAGACUCGCUCCUCAACCAGGCAAGCCGGCGCAGCCAGCCAGCCAAGCAGCCUACCUGCCCAGCCUGCCAGUCCUCCUGGCUCGACGACUUCCUGACCUGGGCCUCGCCAGAGAUACCGCAGGCAAGCAGUGGCAGGGCCUGCUUGCGCCUCCUCACCGUGCUGCAGUGCUGCCGCCAGGACGCAAACGGCACGCGCUGCCCGCCGCCCGACCAGCCGCCCUGCUCCGACUCGCCCGAUGCCUGCGCCGACUGCACGGCAUGCUUUGCGCCCUCAGACCUGCCGGGGGGGCGGCCCGACCUGCAGCAGUUCCAGGACAAGCUGCCCUGGUUCCUGGACUCGCUGCCCUCGGCUGCCUGCGCCAAGGGCGGCGCCGGCGCCUACACAGACGCCAUCCAGGCCCGUCGCCGCCACCUGCACCCAUAUGCCUGCCGCAGGAGCAGCAGCAUCGGCAGCAAGCCCGCAUACGCUGUGCGCGCCUUCACCGCGUCUGCCUCGGAGCGGCUGGGCCUGCGCCUGCUUCCCUACUCGGUCUUCCACAUCUUCUUCGAGCAGUACCUCACCAUCGGCGGCGAGGCGCUCACGCUGCUGGGCUCGGCCUGCGUGGCCAUCUUCCUCAUCUGCCUGGCCGCCACGGGCAGCCCCUGGAGCGCCACCCUGAUCGUACUCACGCUGUGCAUGCUGCUGGUGGAUGUCAUGGGCUUCAUGGUGCUGGCAGGCAUACAGCUCAAUGCGGUGUCCCUGGUGAAUCUGGUGAUGUCUCUGGGGAUAGGCGUGGAGUUCUGCGCGCACCUGGUGCACGCCUUC